GCGGUAUGCAUUCUCCUCGGACGCGGUAUGCAUUCUCCUCGGACGCGGUAUGCAUUCUCCUCGGACGCGGUAUGCAUUCUCCUCGGACGCGGUAUGCAUUCUCCUCGGACGCGGUAUGCAUUCUCCUCGGACGCGGUAUGCAUUCUCCUCGGACGCAGCGGUGGAAGCGUUGCUGAGAGCCCAUUGGCUAUCGAGCGGCCAAUGGCGUGGGUCUUGAUUGCUUAAACACUUCCAUGGAGGAAUAUUUCGGUUCGCUGCGCACGGCUGUAGUUUUCCUGAAGUGUUUCCCUAAUGUCAGAAUGACAGCUAUCAAAAUGGCGGAGGGCAAUAGAGAAAAGUGAUGAGGACGGGGCAACAAAUGAGACAACUAUCCUCAAUUUAUUAUAUUAUUCUCAUUGGUCAUCGGAUAUUCUCGAAAACAUUUAAGGUUUGGUGAGACUUGUGCAGAGCCUAGUUUGUUCUUCUGUUGAAGAUUUAGCUAGCUAACGUUAGCUAGUUUGCUAUCUGCGGAAGAGGCACAACUUCCAAGACAUUGCAGCAACAAAAAAAAAAAACAAGCAAUGUUUUUGAGCUGAUUUCGUGAUAGUUGGGGACUUUGUGUAAAUCAGGCAUUAUAAUUCCAAUAACGCAAGGUAUCAUUAGCUGGACAUAAACCGCUUUGCACUCUCCUCCGAUUUGGGCUUGCUACAGUAACUCAUUUAGCAAGUAAACAAAGUGGCGUCAACUGACUACGAAUUUAGCUGAUUGUUUAUUUUAUGACGACAUGGCUCGUUCCCCGGAUCAGAGUGGCAUUCCAGGGAUGCAGAACUUUAAAGCCGAUCCGGAGGAGCUGUUCACCAAGCUGGAGAGGAUAGGGAAAGGCUCUUUUGGAGAGGUGUUCAAAGGCGUUGACAAUCGGACUCAGAAAGUAGUGGCCAUUAAGAUAAUUGACCUCGAGGAGGCUGAGGAUGAAAUCGAAGACAUCCAACAGGAAAUAACAGUCCUCAGCCAGUGUGACAGUCCCUUCGUUACCAGGUAUUAUGGAUCAUAUUUGAAGGAUGCGAAAUUAUGGAUUAUUAUGGAAUAUUUAGGAGGAGGAUCAGCUCUGGAUUUAUUGGAGCCCGGUGCCUUGGACGAAACCCAGAUUGCCACUAUUCUCAGAGAGAUCCUGAGGGGACUUGAGUACCUGCACUCUGAAAAGAAAAUCCACCGAGAUAUUAAAGCCGCUAACGUGUUGCUAUCGGAGCAAGGAGAUGUGAAGCUGGCAGACUUUGGAGUGGCGGGGCAGUUAACGGACACCCAGAUAAAGAGGAACACAUUCGUGGGCACUCCGUUCUGGAUGGCACCUGAAGUCAUAAAACAGUCUGCGUACGACUCAAAGGCGGAUAUAUGGUCGCUAGGUAUAACAGCCAUAGAGCUAGCCAAAGGAGAGCCGCCCUACUCAGAGCUUCACCCUAUGAAGGUCUUAUUCGUCAUCCCAAAGAACAACCCGCCCACCCUGGAAGGAAACUACUGCAAACCCCUCAAAGAAUUCAUAGAAGCCUGUUUGAACAAAGAGCCCAGCUUUAGGCCAACUGCCAAAGAGCUGCUGAAACACAAGCUGAUCAUCCGGCACGCCAAGAAGACGUCCUACCUUUCAGAGCUGGUGGAGAAGUACAAGAAGUGGAAAGCAGAGCAGUCUCGGGAGAACUCCAGCGAUGACGAGUCGGACUUUGAGCAGGAUGGCCAGGCGUCUGGAGUGAACGACUCUGGGAACGAUGACUGGAUCUUCAACACCAUCAGGGAGAAGGACCCCAGGAAGUUCCUGAAUGGUGCCGCCCAGUUUGAUGAGCUGGAGAGGAACCAGGUGCAAGACGAUCCAGAAAGGCCUCUGUCACAGAGCUGGUGCACUAUCAUUUCACCUUUGUUUGCCGAGUUAAAAGAGAACCAGGUUGAGGCAACCAAUGGCAAGCCAGAGGCUGUGGAUGAGCUGAGGGAGGCCGUUUUCAUGUCAGAGGAGUCCUAUCCUGGUAUCUCUGACGCCCUGGUGUCUGAACUAGUGCACAGACUACAGAGGUUUUCUCUACCCAGGGCCUCAUCCUCCCAGUGACAGCCCCCAUCCCACCCCUACAGUAGCAGCAGUCCGUCAGUCCAUGGCCUCUGACAUCAACAGCCAAGAUGGAGAACUUCCUGGGAGACUUCAUCACUCAUUCAUUCACCUAAGGCAAAGCCUCAGACCACUUUUUUUUAAAGGUAUAUUGUCACUUUGCUGCCACUGACUGACAACUGCUGUAAGACCUUUUGGGCUCAAUACCUCCGAUAUGAACGCAGGACCAUUGAUUCAAACAUUUUGGUGUGUGGCUUAUUCCUAAAAGGUCCUGAAGCCUUUCAGGGAGGAUAUAACUUUUGUGUGUGUGUGUGUGUGCAUCUCCUUUGAGAUCCUGUGAAAUGUGCGGUGGAGAUUGAAGCAUUCUUUUCAAAACUCAGGUAUCCUGCUUUUAAUUGGAUGGGGGUCCUCUGGGGGAAUGAAGACAUCUGUUGGGUGGCUGUACAAACUUGUAAAUAGGCACAUUUUUACAAAUAUUGAGAAAUAAUGGAGUGUACACAAAGGAAUCUCUGUGUACACGUGGCCAAAUGCUUCUGUACAUAUAUUCUGUUAGAAAGGGUCAAUGUUUAAAGAGACAUGUAAAUGGUCAUAACUGAGAUUGCUUUGCCUUUAUUACUUGCUCUUUUGUAUUUCAGUCAUGGAUUCCCUCUUGUUUAAAUAGAUUAUCUUGGAUUCCCUCUUGUUUAAAUAGAUUAUCUUGGAUUCCCUCUUGUUUAAAUAGAUUAUCUUGGAUUCCCUCUUGUUUAAAUAGAUUAUCUUGGAUUCCCUCUUGUUUAAAUAGAUUAUCUUGGAUUCCCUCUUGUUUAAAUAGAUUAUCUUGGAUUCCCUCUUGUUUAAAUAGAUUAUCUUGGAUUCCCUCUUGUUUAAAUAGAUUAUCUUGGAUUCCCUCUUGUUUAAAUAGAUUAUCUUGGAUUCCCUCUUGUUUAAAUCAUACAUUUUCAAGGACACAUCCAUUCAAUGGCAAUUGCUUCCCUCUGUCGUGUUUUUAUGUUAAUUGAUACUUUGGCCACCUUUUUUUUUUUCUUCUUCUUUUUAAAUGCUCUUUGACCUUUUUGAUGUCUCACUCUGUGACAUGGCUGUAGUUGCCAUGCAGUGCAGACCACAGAAACAGAAUCUGUCCAGGUGCACAACUUCUAACCCUCUCUAGUCUUGACACUGGGUUCUAUGUUGCCAGAGCAACGAACUUCAUGAGACCACAUGGUUUCAUGACAAGAUGUCUGUUGGAUUGUUCCUCUGUCCUGUGUAAGAUGAGUGCUUUAGUUCUAUUGAAGGUUCACCUUUCCUUUUUUUUUUUUUUUAACAUGGCAGUAAAUUCAACUACAUCAUCCCACAACAGACACGUCUUCUUUGUUACUGCAGUGGUACAAUCUAUUCAACAGUUUGAAUUGUGGCAUUUUUUUAUUUUUUUUUGCCGUAAGACCGCAUGGUCAUUAUUGUACAGGCAUGUCUCAAUGCUACAUAAGACAACUGUCCACCUGAAGCAACACAGCUUGGAGCAUAGUAUAACAGAACACUGUAAACGUGAAUUCCACACAAAGUUUAGUUGAAAAGGAUUGCAGAAGUGCGUUAUGGUGUGUUCAUACUAGUUGACGUAAAGUAGCAGAAAGCCAGCGGCCAUUAGGAAGCAUACCGCACUUCCCUGCUGCUACUGACCCCCCCAUUUCACUACACCCACUAAACACGUGUUUCCAUAAAGUUUAAUUUGAUAAAAUAACUCCUGUGACUUGGCCUGCACAGUAUUUAUUUAACUAGGCAAGUCAGUUAACACCAUUUUUAUUUACAAUGAUGGCCAUAGGAACAGCGGGUUAACUGCCUUGGUCAGGGGAACAGCGGGUUAACUGCCUUGGUCAGGGGAAC
Messenger RNA from Oncorhynchus tshawytscha (Chinook salmon), 3922 nucleotides. Its product is annotated as serine/threonine-protein kinase 24. Bases 764 to 2068 code for a protein of 434 amino acids. Gene Ontology annotation, biological process: protein phosphorylation. NCBI's taxonomy places the organism in Eukaryota, Metazoa, Chordata, Actinopteri, Salmoniformes, Salmonidae. The transcript has 11 exons. Gene Ontology annotation, molecular function: ATP binding; protein kinase activity. The record is from RefSeq and is a predicted model, not a curated record.